Danaus chrysippus (African queen) is the source of this 1245-nucleotide messenger RNA. The record is from the annotation of a GenBank genome assembly. Lineage: Eukaryota; Metazoa; Arthropoda; Insecta; Lepidoptera; Nymphalidae.
AUGGACAAAAGUAAAAUAAGUUAUAUAUGGGACGACAAACUAAUUGAAUAUUGUGAUAGGUUACCCGCUGUACUGGGUCGUGCUUCAAUGGUGCAUGGCCUUAUUGCCACUUACAAUUUAUUGAAUCAAAUAAAAGUAGUUCGUUCCAAACCUGCUUCUUACGAAGACCUUAAACUAUUUCAUUCUGAAAAUUAUCUAGAACAUGUAAAAACUUUUACCGAUGUUGACGAGGAUUAUAUGCCGACAAAGAAAGACGAAGAAUAUGGUUUUGGCUACGAUUGCACACCAGUAUCAGCCAUGUAUGAUAUAAUAUCGAAUAUUGCUGGAGCUUCCAUAACUGCAGCAGCAUGCCUUCUUCUCGGCAUUGCUGAUGUGUCUAUAAAUUGGUGUGGUGGUUGGCAUCAUGCUCACAAAUCAAAAGCUGAAGGUUUCUGUUAUGUAAAUGAUAUUGUGAUCGCUAUUGAGAAACUGAGAAAGAAAUUUUCAAAAGUUCUUUAUAUAGAUCUUGAUGUGCAUCAUGGCAAUGGAGUUCAAGAUGCCUAUGAUUCAAAUAAAUCUGUAUUUACUCUCUCAUUCCAUAAAUAUGAACCGGGUUUCUUUCCCGGAACUGGUUCUGUAACAGAUAUCUCAUGCAAAGCACGAGGUUACUCUUGCAACUUUCCAUUACAUGCAUCAUACUGUGAUAAAACAUUCAUACAUGCUUUUAAUAAUAUUUUUUCUGAGGUCUAUUCUCAUUUUAAACCUGAUGUGAUAGUAGUACAGUGUGGAGCUGAUGCUUUGUCUCUGGAUCCCCAUGGAGGUGCAGGGCUUACAAUAAAAGGUUACUGUACAUGUAUACAUAGAAUAUUGCAGACAAAAAAACCUACACUACUACUAGGAGGAGGUGGAUAUAAUCAUGCAAAUGCUGCUAAACUUUGGACAGCUAUAACAGCUCAUGUAGCAGAUGUUACAUUGGAGGAGAACAUUCCAGAACAUACAUAUUGGCCUGAAUAUGGACCUGGUUACACCUUGACAGUGGAACCACUUCUAGCUAAAGAUUUGAAUACUCCACAGUACAUAGAGAAUAUUAUAGCUGUUAUAAAAGAUAAUUUAAACAAAUACCUAGGAGAAUAUGGAUUAAGUGAUGUGUUACAGAGAAAGAGGAAACUGGAUUGGGGCAAUAAUUCUAAAAGGAAUGACAGUAAAAAUGUUGACCCAGAAAACAAGACUGUAGAAACAUGUGAUGUUUAUGAAUUUAAUGAAUAA